AAAUAUGUGUAUAUAUAGUAGUAAAGAUUAGUAGAGAACUAACAUUUCAUCAAGUAAAUUACAACUUUCUUCAACAUAUAGUUUUUAUAAUCAAAACCAUGGAGAAAGUGUUUAGUAUGCUUUAUGAAGCUGCCCAAGAAGGGAAUGUGACCACUUUAAGGCAACUUCUUAAACAAGAUAAAUUGAUUCUCGAUCGACGCAUUGUUAUCAACAAUAAUGGUUUUUCGGAGACUCCUCUUCAUGUGGCAGCUAUGCUCGGCCAUGCAGAUUUCGUCAGAGAAAUCAUCACUUGCAAGCCUGAGCUUGCGAAGGAGGUUGACGCAUGGCACUCCACGCCAUUGCACUUAGCAGUGGCAAAAGGUCACCUUGAGACCGUCAAAGUACUACUUAUGUUGGUUGACGAUCGCAAAAAUUUGUGCUCUGCUUGGGAUGGAGAGGGAAGAAACUCUAUGCACCUUGCAGUUAUGAGAGGGCGACUUGAUGUGUUGAGAGAGCUACUCAAAGUGGCUCCCGAGGCAGCUCGAAUCAAUUUGAAGGAUCGAAAUGAGAACAUUUUGCAUGUUUGUGUGAGGCAUAAUCAGUUGGAAGCUCUAAAGCUUUUGGUGAAUGUUAUGGAUGGUGAUUACCAAUUUGUAAAUGCCAAAAAUGAUUAUGGUAUGACAAUUUUGCAUUUAGCAGUGACUUAUAAACAAAUUGAGACAGUAAAAUUUUUGGUAACAAAUACUAGAGUUGAAGUGAAUGCCACCAACACAAACAAAUUCACAGCAUUUGACAUCUUAGCAGAGAGUCAACGAAGUGAAAAGGACUUUGAUAUUUCAGAGUCUCUUCGAUCAGUAGGAGCUUCACAAACCAUAAAUCAAUCUUUACUUACAAAGAAACAUAUUCAUGAUCAUGGUACUAAAAAUGACGAAAGUAAUAGUAACAACCAAAAAGAAAAUCAAGAAGAUGAAACAACAAAAAUGACUGAAAGCUGGCUAAGUAGAAAGCGAGAGUCGCUAAUGAUUGUUGCAUCCCUUAUUGCCACAAUGGCUUUCCAAGCUGGAACAAAUCCUCCAGGAGGUCUCUGGCAAGACAAUAGUCCCUCAAAAUCAAUAUCUCAGGUCACACAACACGACACGAUAAUAGCUGACUCUCCUUCUGUAUUCGAUCAUCUAGCAGGAGAGUCAAUAAUAGCUUGUUAUAAUGAUAAAAAAUUUAUGUACCAUAUUUACUUAUUUUGUAACACGGUGGGAUUUGUUGGAUCAUUGAGUAUAAUCUUGCUACUCGUCACAGGCUUGCCUUUUUGUCGAAGAUUUUGGAUGUGGAUUCUUACAGUGAUUUUGUGGUUGACUAUAACGGCUGUGACACUUACAUAUGUAGUCGCCAUAUGGGUUGCUGCUCCAAGCAAAGAAACGCGCAUUGUUGAGGAUUUGCUUUACUUCUUCAUAUCAAUUUGGGGUGGAGUUAUGCUUGUUAUUGCAGUGCUUCAUACGAUUCGUCUUGUUAUAAAAUUGUUUAAAUGGUUGGGAAAUUUUAUCCUAGGAAGAAUAAAGAGAUCAUGUGUAUAGUUAUGUUAGUUAGAGUUGGCUUUAUCUUUGUGAUAGACUAAGUAUAAGCUUGGAAUGUUUGUAUUUUGCUUAUGGAUAUUUUAUAAUAAAAAUUAAUUAGAAAAUUUUCUCCC
This is a messenger RNA of Cannabis sativa, 1660 nucleotides long. RefSeq names its product ankyrin repeat-containing protein NPR4-like. The coding region runs from base 99 to 1547 and encodes 482 amino acids. The transcript is spliced from 2 exons. The record is from RefSeq and is a predicted model, not a curated record. Lineage: Eukaryota; Viridiplantae; Streptophyta; Magnoliopsida; Rosales; Cannabaceae. Gene Ontology annotation, cellular component: plasma membrane. Gene Ontology annotation, molecular function: protein phosphatase 1 binding; protein phosphatase regulator activity.